GGGAUGUUUUCCCGUCGCUACAGCAACACCUACCGGCGCUCCGACCGACCGACCGACCGACCGCCCGAUGGACGGGGCGCCCCCCCCCGGGUCUCCUUCACAACCGACCCGGGGGGGCUCUCACACCGCACCUUGGGCGGGGGGAAAUAAGGAACAAGAGCAGCGAAUAAACCCGCUCGAGUUUCCAAACGUCGAUUUAUUCCUCUUUUCUGGCUUCCCCGAGCGCCUGUCACCUCCGCCGUGCCCAGCGUCGCCGUGGGAUGGGGCUGGCGUGCAGGGAGAAGCCCUGUCCCACAGCUAAUUAUUAUUAUUUUUUCAUUUUUUUUUAUAUAUAUUUUUUUCUUUUUAUUAUUUCCUUUCCGUGCUUCGCUUUCGUGCCGGAGCGUUUCUUCCGCAGCUCCCAGCGAGCCUUUAAUAAUUCAGCGCAGGAAACGGGGGCGUAUGUACGGCCAGCAAGUUAUAUGAUAGAUACGGCGUCACCAUGAGCGGGGUGUUGAAAAGGAAGUACGAAGAGCUGGGGGACGACAGCACCUACUGCUCCUCCUCCUCCUGCUCGCCCCUGUCCUCCUCGGCGUCCUCGGGCUGGGACUCGGACGAGGAGAGCUCCCGCGGAGAGAGCAAGCCCGGCUCUGCCUUAACGCCCAGCUUCACCCCCACGUCCAUCCUGAAGAAAUCCAAGCGGCUAAAGAAGAACAACGUGGAGUUUGACCAGGUCACUGUGUUCUACUUCCCGCGCUGCCAGGGCUUCACGAGCGUGCCGAGCCGUGGGGGCUGCACGCUGGGGAUGGUGAACAAGCACAGCUCCUCCCGGCAGUUCACGCUAGCAGAGUUCUCGAAGGAGCAGGAAAACGUCCGUCGGGAGAAACUGAAAGAGAAAUUGAAAGAGGAGAAGUUGGAAGCCUUGAAAUGGAAGCUAACCAUGAACGGCACAAAGGAGUCGGAGGAGGCCAACCAGCUCACUAUCGAGGACAUCGACGACGACGACAUCGACGUCAGCAACGUGGACCUGGAGGACGGCUUCUUCCUCCAGCCCUACCCCGCCAAAAAGAGGCGGGCGCUGCUCAAAGCCAUGGGGGUGAAGAAGAUCGACAAGGAGGAGAAGCGGGAGCUGCACAGCAUCCGCCUGUCCCGGGAGGACUGCGGCUGCGACUGCCAGGAGGUCUGCGAUCCCGAGACCUGCAGCUGCAGCUUGGCGGGCAUUAAAUGCCAGAUGGACCACACCUCCUUCCCCUGCGGUUGCACCAAGGACGGCUGCGGCAACACCGAGGGCAGGAUCGAGUUCAACCAGUCCCGGGUGCAGACCCACUUCAUCCACACCAUCAUGAAGCUGGAGCUGGAGAAGCAGCAGCAGAGCAGCGAGGGGGCGGCGGAGGCCGAGCCUCCCUUCCGGGAGAGGCUGCCGCAGCUGGGCUGCGCGGCGGGGAAGGGGCCCUUGGAGGAGCGCGCGGCGCCGCUGGCCCCCGCCUUCCAGUUCAGCCCCGAGCUGGAGGCCCUGGGGGAGAACAGCUGCAGCAGCGACAUGACGGACUCCUCCCUCUCCUCCCACCCCAGCGAGGACCUGGAGGAGCCCUACGAGAGCCUCCCCUCCGACAAGUCCCAGUCAGACGUCGACGACGACGGCUUGGCGCGCAUCCUCCACUUCAACGACUCGGAUGCCGAGGAGGAGGGCGGCCGCUGCCAGGACAACCUGAGCUGUUUCCACCCUGCCGACUUCUUCAUCGAGGACCACGGCGGCGAGGCCAAGCCCGGCCCCGUGGCCUCGUCCCACCUCUCCGAGUGCCUGGACGAGAACGCCAACCAGGACGGUGGCGGGAUGCUGGAGGAGGCCGCCCACGCGCGCUGCGACGGGUUGUCCUGCUGCGCCCCGGCCCCGGCCGAGCCCUGCUCCAAGAGCUACGCCGACCUCAGCCUUUCCUCUGACUCCUUGGAUUUCUUCCAGUCCUUCUCGGACUAUAACUUGGGACCUCUUUACAACUCCUUGAAGGAGUAUGAGAACCUCGAUAACUACUCAGCGUUACAGUUUCAGUUUCCUAAUUUCCCCGGCUUCCCGCAAGCCGGAGAUCAAGGCUCCUGUUUGUUGGAGUCUCUCUUCGGUUUGUCUGAAUCCGUCCCCGAAACCCCGGCCCCUUUCACAGACAAUCAGCAUUUGGAGGACGCCAUCAAGUCGUCGCUGAUGGAGACGGUGAAGGUGUGAGAUGCCUGAGUACCCUGGGACGGGAAGGACCGGCAGCGUCGGGGUGCCGAAACCAAAGCCGAAGAACGGUGGGACAGGCAAACUUUCAGCGACAGGAUGAUGUGCUACGUGAAAAGGAAAAAAAAAUAAUCAGACUUUCUGAGCAGACAAAACUAUUUUUGGUCUUUAUAGAACGUGGACGUUUUGACAUACUGCAGCUACAAUCAGUUCUCUUGCUGUUUGUGCAAAAAUUUCUAAACUUUCGUGAUGGGGUGGGAGGGAAGCAGGGAGGGAGGGACAAAGACUUUCAAGUAUGAAUUUCCUCGUGUUUUGUAUGCAAAGACCUGUUGAGAAAUGCUCCUUGUGAACGUUGCCAGUCGUACACACAGCCCCUUCUAGAAACGUUUCAGUGUUGUGGGAACUUUUUUAGACAACUUCUGAAGCUGUAUUUAUUGUGAAAAUUUGUGAUUUGCGUGAGAGCUAGCCCAACACGCUCUUGCGUUUAAAUCCAAAAAAGGUUUACAGAAGAGAUCCGUACACUAUAUACAUAAUCAUUCUUCAUCUAUUUAUUGCAAAUUCCAGAAUUUAAAUAGCCACCGAAGCUUGAACUAGCAUGAAACCUUAUUUAAAUUGGUAAUACCUCAGAUGUAUUAUGUGUACAAUCAUAUUUUUUGCAUAAUAUAUCUGUAUUUAUUUAUUUUCUACCUGUAGUACAUGAAUAGCACUGUGGUUUAUCAGUGACCUGGAAGGGCAAUAAGGUCUCUAAGUGGCACACAUCCUGAAGAUGGCCAUGUUGUUUGAGUCUGGAAGGUGCCGGCUGUUUGGUCUUCAAGUAACAUUUCUACAAGAGCCGAAUGCAAGCGGGUGGGAGGGGAGGGAUGGGGGAAAGGUUCCCGCAGGGCCCUUGGGUAGCUAGCCAGCCUUUCACAGACACGAGAGCACGAAGGUGUCCAAUGUCCAUGAUAUGGGGACCCUCAACUGCCCAAGAAACACGAGCUAGCUCAGUCUAAACAACAAAAACCACCCAACCCUUUUCAUAAAUUAUUUUCUAACUUAUUUAACUUCCUAAGGAUUUGGCCAUGAGAUCUUUCGGUGCCUGAAUAUGCAGAGGACCCGUCAGCGGGGGGCUGGAUCCUGGGACUCAGGCGAGCAAAGCAAAGGGCAGCAGCACCCUGCUCACACUUCUCAGCGAGUGCUCCUGAGGACUCCCAAAUGUCGAGGGUAUCGCAGCCCCCAAACUUGUGGGCCAGACUCUUCAUUUUUAAUGGGGUAAAUCAAGUCAGGGAGAUGGAUAUGAAGGUUGGUGGGUUAUUUAUUGUUUGAGUACGGUUGCAGAGGGAAGGAAAAAAAGAGCAAUCAGUGUGUUUAGGAGGGAAAUUAGAGGCCUCCUUGGCUUUCUGUUGUGGAAAUCAGCCCAAGAACAUGACACUAUUUGGCCAUGCCAUGUAACUGGACCCAAAAUCCGCACGCCAGUGAUACACUAAGUGCCUACGCCUGCAGCGCGAGCAGCCGGGUAUCGCGAUGGGAACCCGCAGCUUUACACUGAGCCCCCCCUUACAAAGGGUGCGGAGCCACCCGGGUCGGGGGGGACACCCCAAAAUGGGGCUUUGGGGUCCUUUCCCCCGGCUGAACCGCUGAUAUCCCUGCUGAGUGCUGUUUGGUACCUGCCGUUGGAUGGACGAGCCGUGCCCGCUCCAGCAGGCACCACCAGCGCCCUGCCAGCAAUUUGGGCAGCUUCUGGCGUACGAAUAUUGCGAAGGCUGGGUUUUAUUAUUAUUAUUAUUAAUUAUUAUUAUUAUUUAAUUGUUCAUCUUCUCUGGUAUUGAGCCGGUCAACCUCGAAGCGUUGCUGACCCACCGCGUCCUCCCGCGAGGCAUCGCCCCGGGGAAAUCCCCAUGGGCAGGAGGGCGACUGUAGGAAUACUACUGGCAGAUGGAGGAUUUCCUGGAGAUAUAUAUAUAUAUAUAUAUAUAAAUAUAUUAUUUUUGUUGUUGUUGUCGUCGUCGUUUCUUUCGACUGAAAAUCCCCUUCAGUUAUCUUCUAGGUGGUAGUUGCUAUCCUUCAGACUGCAUCAAAAUCGCUGACCGUUGAGAGUCUGGUACCGUUCUGUAUUUAUUGGCACUAAUAUAUUUUGUAACAUUCCUCGGUUUCUCCGCAUAUAUAUAUAUUUAUAUAAAAUAUAUACUUAUAUUUUAUAUAUAUAUAUACACAGGUUUUUUUUUUUUUAAUGAAUGACGGGGAUUGACUCCUGCCUUUGUGGAUUUUUUUCUAUAAUUUAUUCAUUUUAUUUGUGUUAGUGCCAAAAAAAAAAGAUUUUUUCUCUUUUUUUUUUUUUCCAAGGCACUGAAUUGUAAAUAAUAUAAUUUUUUUUCUUCUUUGUAUCUGUGUAAAAAGUUACCUGUUAAACAUUUUAAAAACUGGGUAUUUAUUGACACAAUCUGUAAUUAUCUAAUGUAUUGAUUGAAACGCUUUGGUUUCAACAUAGCUUUAUUUUAGCUUUCUUUGUGUAUAUAUUGUGAUUACGUUGCUUAAAGGUACAAGUUAAAAAAAAAUGCUUUAUUUUUACCUUAUCCAUUUGCAUUUGUUUAAAAAAAAAAGAAAAAAAGCAUAUUUGUCUACAGCUGCUGUCUCUCAUUUCAUCAAAGCAAUAUGAAGAAAUUUCCAUUACACUUUCAAUAAAAGAAUUUUGUUUGAAUA
Molecule: messenger RNA, 4870 nt
Organism: Cygnus atratus (black swan)
Lineage: Eukaryota; Metazoa; Chordata; Aves; Anseriformes; Anatidae
Gene: CSRNP1
Product: cysteine and serine rich nuclear protein 1
Exons: 5
Coding region: 482-2194 (570 amino acids)
Biological process (GO): regulation of transcription by RNA polymerase II
Cellular component (GO): nucleus
Molecular function (GO): sequence-specific DNA binding; DNA-binding transcription factor activity, RNA polymerase II-specific
Source: RefSeq, a predicted model, not a curated record